AUGUUCAAUCUUAACUUUUCGGCUAAAAUCAGAGAAGCUGAAGAACAUGUAAAGCAAGGGGAAAAAUAUAUGAAGACAUCAUUUCUUAAAUGGAAACCAGAUUUAGAUUCAGCUAUUGAUGAAUUUGAUAAAGCAUGUACUUGUUAUCGCGUAGCUGAAAAAUAUGACCAAUGCCGAGAUUUAUCAAUACGAGUGGCUGAAUUACAGAUUCAAAAAGGAACUCCAUUUUUUGCUGCUAAAUCCUACGAACAAGCAGCACAAAUGACACAACAAUUACAAGAUCUGCCAACAGCUGCUAAAUAUUAUGACCGAGCAGGACAAUUAUAUGUUGAAGGAGGUUAUCGUGAUUCGGGUGCAAUUCUAUAUGAACGUUGUGCACUACAAUUUCAACAAAUGGAUCGUGCUGUUACAAUUGAUUUCUAUCUUAAAUCUGCACGUUUAGCCGAGCAAGAAGAUAAAGCAUAUCAAGCUGCUGAUCUAUAUGAAAAAGCAGCGAUGCAGGCGAUACGAAUGAGUAAUUUUCCGAAGACGAGCGAAUUACUCGAAGAAGUAACAGAGAUUCUUACGAAAAUCGACCGAUUUGAUCGAAUCAAUCGAAUUAUACUCUAUAGAGUACUACUUAAAUUGUUCAAUGAAGAUAGUGUUGCUGGCCGAAAUAUUUUUAAUCAAGCUUGUCAAAAUUAUCCAACAUUUGAUAAUUGGGAAGAACGAGAUCACAUUGGAUCAUUACUCGAUGCAUUCGAUCUGGAUGACAAAGACUUAAUUAGUCAACGUUGCCAAAAACCUUUUUUCAUGGCUAUUGAACCGGAAUUUGUUCGAUUAAUGAAACGAUGGAUUCGUCCAACAACAGAUACGCAAUCAUCAAAUAAUGCAGCUCAACAACGAACAACGAAUUCUACUGCGCCAUCGACCAGCAGCGGAACGAAACCAAUACAAUUAGAUGAUGACGAUGAUUUACGUUAA
Molecule: messenger RNA, 963 nt
Organism: Rotaria socialis
Lineage: Eukaryota; Metazoa; Rotifera; Eurotatoria; Philodinida; Philodinidae
Source: the annotation of a GenBank genome assembly